AACAACAAAAGACAGUCGACUUUUACGAUUUCUCCAUAAUUCGUUCAAAAAAUGCUAAUACUAUUGCUGUCACUGAAUUGGCAGAUUUGUUUUCAGUAGACUAUAGCAAUUUAUGGGGGUUAUCUUGAUUUUCUGAAGUAGUCUUUGGGUUGUUUGUUGGAAACACUUGGGUAAAAACGUAUUGAUUGGAGGGUAAAUCAUCCACUUCACGUGUUUGAAAGAUUUACUCAAAGUUUCAUAUCAUGAUAACAUUUCGCAUAUCUCUACUUCGCAAUAUCUACCUUCAUUCAACUUUCUUGUAACGCGUUAAAGAUCAUCUUUCCAUUUCCACUUAACAUUUUGGGUCUAACUCUAAACUCAUUAAUGUUUGUAUAAGGGUGUUACUAAGAUAAAUACUGUAACCUGUAGGUAAUGUUAUCAUAAGGUUAGAAACUAACUUAUCAUAAUGCAUUUGAUAAAUUCUUAAGGACAUUACCCUUUCAAAAAUUAUAGCUAUUCACAAUGACGUUUUGAUGAUGAUCAGUUUUACACCAAACAAGUUUACAUUUUUAUAUCAAAUGUAGAUUAAUUCGUGUUUUAUGUCGCACAUAAAGGUUGCAGAUAUUUGCCAACUUUUUUUCCCUUAGCCUACAAAGAGAUUAUGAAAAGUGAACAAACUGGUGAAGUUUUGCUCCCACCGUCUGCUUUUCUUAUCUCAAAUCCUAAUCAUUUCAAUUGCCCUCAGGAUGUGAACAAUGAUGCUGAACGCACUAAUUCGGCAAUAAGCAAUAAGAACACUAGAAAAUUGUCAAUAAGCUCGAUUAUUUCUAAGUAAGUAAUCUAAAAAGUUAUUCUAAAUGCUCUUCUAGAGUUGUAUAUAUCUGAUUAGUAUAACAGUGUUAAUGAAUAAUGCACAUUCAUAAAUUUUUUUGUUAAAUCAAAUCGCCCCGCGUUAUAACUUCUCUUAUUACUACCCAGCUACUCAUCGCUUAGCAUUCUUGGACAUUACUUCACUCGACAAGUCCCUAAAUCAGAACACGAUUCAACAGGAACGCAAUUAUGUUACAAAUAGAAAGGGUGGAUGGAAGUAGGAAUCACAAUAAAAGAAACGUUAGUAUAUUUAUGGUUUUUUACAUAUAAAGAUUCUAGGUUUAUUAAUUACCGACAUGCUCCAAUAACUAUUUGUAACGUUAUCACCGGGCUGUUGCUAAAUUUGACUAGGAAGAUGUGUGGAUAUCCUCAUUUCUUGGAAAUUGAAGACCCACAGAUAAAAAUGACGUUUGAACUGGUCAUCAAAGAGGGGGAUCAACUGGAAGCGUUCACAUUCUCUAUUAAUAAUACCAACAUAAUUGAUAAAUUCAUUAAAUCCUCGUUUAUAAGUUCUAUAUGUUGAUCAUAAUCCUCAAAAAUCGACUCAAUUUCAGCUAAAGAACUUAUCGUAUCUACAUGUGAAUUUUAUUUUAUCGAUUCGAGAUUCACCUCCAUUUAAUUAUAAACCAUUGUUUGUUUAACCUUGUAUUAAGAUAGGAUUAAAGAGAACUCUUUAGUACUACGUACAUAUUCUUGAAAAUCUGUAGUCAUUCAGAAAAGUCUCUCUCAGAGACCAAUUCUUCCCAAUAAAUUACACACUAUGCAAUCACUCAACGCAUUACAAACCUGUACAGUAACAAUAACUACCGUUUAAUAUUGAACGCGAAAACGAUUUAGAAAACAAAAUCGAACUCUUCAGCGCUUAGAUCUUUUAAGGUAUAAUCCUUAGCAAAAAUGUGAUAUCUACCAUUUCGAAAACCCUAAUGAUGCUACUGUUAUGCGUGCUACCUUUGUAAAACAUCUAAUCAUGUUUGGCAUACAUUGCCAUCUCCUCUAUUAUUGACAGCAAUGUGCUAGCAAAGUUUAUUACUAUUAUAGUGUGUAUUCUACUAGUUAUGAUGUGCUUUACAACGAUGCCACCUUUGAUUACCUAUUUCAUGUUAUUUACCAAUGUUCAGUCAAAAUUUAUAAAUCGCGUCUGUUCUAAAGAUAUGUCCUAAUUUUCAAUGUUACCUCUUCUUUUGUAUCAACCUGGUCAAAAUAGUAAAUUGUAAUAAAUUCUAUUAUCGUGUUCAGAGUAUAUUAUUGUUAUUAUUAACUAAGGGCACAGUGUCCUUUUGUAUGUAUAUAUUAGGGCUUCUGAUCGCAAAUUACUAGUUUAAUCAAAACAACCUAAUAACCGAUUACAGAUUCAUUUGUUUGAUUAUAGUCCAUACUUUAUAUUUAAGUGCUAGUGAAGAUAGUUAUUGACUAUAAGCCUAAUUAGGUUUAGCAGGGUUCAAACCUGUAACUCAAACGUUCAAUGCUUUAAUUCAUAAACUAUCAUUCAUACAAUGUAAAAUAUGUUGCAAUUCUGCUAGCAGUAAUUCUUUUUAUUUUUCCAAAGUGCGUAUCAUAGAUGGUGAACAUUUGUAGCUCAAGUGGACGAACAAAACUCCACCAAAUUGCGUAUCAUAGAUUUAUUAAAAAUAAGUUAUAUUAAUUUGUUUUCAGACUAAAUAAGAAUUCAGCUGAUUUAAACGAUGAUGGUCAUUUUGAUCUAAUCAAUUCAGAAGACAUACAAUUCAAUUACACCAACAAAUUUGUUAAUGAACUGAAACAAGAAAAUGAAUAUCUUUUACGAAGUCAGACGAAAGCUUUAGACGAAUUGAACAAAAUACGAGGAUACAUUGGAUUGGGUAGAGUUUCAUCUAAAAUUACAUUUAAGGAAGAUUCUCUUGAACAACAUAAAUGUAUUUGCGAUACAGAAUUACUGGAAAAGGUUAUAUAUAAAUUUUAACUAAAUGGUUUGAAUUAGACUUUUCGACUUCUAAUCUAUGUAUCUUUUUACUCUGCCACUUCCUAUUUAUUAGUGACUUUUGCUUUCAUCGAAUUCUUUGUCUUAAUAUAGGUUUCGAGAGUUAGAAUAUCUUUUUUAACGUUUCCAGCAAAUAAUUAAAUUAAAGGUCUAGCUAUCAGCGUAUAAUAUCACUUGUUUUUUUAAUGAUGUAAUAUUAUUAAUGCUGUAAGAUAAAUAAUCCGUUAACGGUUGACGAGUUGUUGGACGUUACCCUAAUCACCGGAAAUGACUGAGUUAUAUGAUCAUUUGUACAAAUUUAAUCGAAUAGUUUCACAGAAAUUGGGCACCGAUCAUAGUAAAGACAUCUGUAAAAACUAUAUUGAAUAAUCUCGGGGACUAAAACUUAAAUGAUUACAACGUUCAUGUUUGGGAAAAACAUUCAAGCAACUGGAUGUGAAGUUAAAGAAGCAUAAAAAAUGUUUGAAACAUGCCCCAUAAAUCCUCACUAGACCUCAAUAAGUUAGAGGAUAUAUCUAUAACUGCACUGCAUUGAUUAGAAACAGGACAUAAGACCAACUUCAAAAGAAUCAAAAUUCAGAAAAGUUUUGGCAUUCAUUCACAAAGAACCAAUGCCUAUAUUGGUAAAUAAGAAUAGCUUGAAUAGAAAAAUGAUCGGAUUAGCUGCAUCGUGACAACUGUUAAUGAACAAACAAAUUUUCGAACCUUAUCAUCCAGCCUAUCUAUGCAAUCUGUAGUUGAAUUCCAGCUAAAAGACCGACGCCUAAUAAUUCAGUCAGUUAUCAUAAUUGAAAGUCGCCUUCAAUUAUUUUCAAUGUUUAGCAUCACAACUAACUCUUACUGUUCACAUCCUACAUAUAUUACGACUACCUAAAUUUACUCAAGUGUACUUAUCGAUUUAUAGUAAACAAAAAUGAUGAAUAUGUCCCUGAUUGUAGUCAGAGGAUUCAUUUACCCACUAAAUCCUUAAUUUAAGAAUAACAUAAAGACACGCAUAAAUGCUUAUUCUUAUCCCACAUUGUGAACAAAUUCCACAUAAGGACUCAUUAUAUUACUAUAAACAAAAUCAACAUUUAAACGUAAUUAAACACGUUUUUUUGGCAUUAUUUGGUUUGUAAACUUUAUUUAUAUUUAAUAGAUUUUUUCUUGAUUGUUUCUCUGAAGAAGCUCAAAUCAUUUGCUAGAAGGAACGCCGAAAUUAUUUUAAUAUCAAUCGUUGAGUCUGCUCAGACAUAAUUUUCGUAUUAUGACUGAGCUAGCUUGGUUAUAUACAUCUUUGUCCUAAAACUAUUAGUUUCUAUAUGUUGGUUAGUAUAAAAAACGUUGCACUCUACCACUCGCCUUAUUAUAUAUAUGUUGAGACGCUUUUGAAGCAUUAUCUGAUCACUUUUUUGUAUAAUUAGAGGAAAUAGUUACAAUAAAUGUCAUCUUGAAGCAAUAUUCUUUUAGGUUGCUUUCUUUCACACCUUUGUAUUUUUAGUUCAAUGUAGCAUUUUUUUGAUGAUCUUCUGAAGUCUGGUUCUUUUUGUGACGUCAGAAUCAGCUGCUUCAGCAAUUCACUAGUUUCUAUUUGGAAUUCGGAAUGGUCCUUUUUAUUUUCUCAUCUAAAGCCAUAAUGGAAUCACCCAGAUUUGCCUUUAUACAUUUUCCAAUUAUUUUCAUCUUCUAGCUGAAAUAUUUGGAGAAUAAAAAUUCUGAGUUAAAUCUGCAACUUGAACAAAUGAAUAGUCGAAUGAGUAGUUUGGAGACAGUUCUAGAAAUUCAAGAAAAACAGUUGUCCAGAGAAAGUGGUAAUCAAGUGUUACCUAUUAAUAAUAAGUCUGGAAAAGUGGAAAAUUUACUUUGCACAUGGCGUAAACAUGUUUUACGCUUACUUAUUGAAAUAGAAAAUCUUAAGUCUGAAAAUUCUCAUACUGUAACCAAAUCAAAGUGUGCCUAUGAAAAGCUACUUUCAGAAUUUGAAUCUUUAAAAGCAACUUUAGAAGCAACUGAAUUUAAACUGAAAGCUAGCGAUUCUGCACUGAACGUAGAACGUAAUAAAAGACAGGUAAGUAGAGGUUUUCUCUGUACGAAAUAAUAACGAAAUUAAAUAAUUGAAAUUCUAUACUUUUUGUGUUGAUUAAAACUAGUAUACGCUAUUAGAUUCAAUAUCAUGACGUAUACUCAGAAAAAGGAAACUUCCCGAAUAAUAAUACCAUGGUUGUGAAAGUAUGGUCCAAAAGAUUAAGAUUGUUACUCUCCUCGAAAUUGUCUUCGGGUUACAAAGUACACUUAUAUUUGUCCAACAACUUUCAUUGUAGAGAACUUAGGAGUAACAGGUUUAACUCAUAUAUAUUCUGUUAUAUCUCGUCAGAUGCCCAUUGUUAUUGAACUAUGACACCCAUUUGUAAGUAUAAGGAAAAACAAACCCUAUUGAUUGGUUGUACCCUCAUCGCAUUAGUGUUUUUCUUGUUUAAUUUAUUUAAAAAUGAAAAUCUUCGGUUAAAAAAUAACCAAUAAUGGGUAGUGUUUUGGUAAAACUUUAAAUGUUCUUAACUUUACAUACAUUUAUAUAUAAACUUGGCUUUCAUAUCAUUGAUAUUAUUAGUAAACUAUCGGCUAGUAAUUAACUCCUCCUGUAGCUUUCCUAGGGCUACUGCCGGUCCCAAACCCAGGUAAAGAAGUAGGGUUGGGCGUGGGGUCGGCAACCCCAUCCCGUAAAAAACGGCCUUGCUAAAAAACACUAACCAGAAUAUACAAUUUGAACCACUUAAACUCUGCCCUCAGGGUUGAAGGAAGAACUAUAAUGCCUCAUGAUGAAAGCCGAGGUUCUUCGGAAGGACCAGUCAAAUAACAACGGAAAUGAGGCGGUACAACUUGGCAGUCCUCGGAAUCAGCGAAUCCCAUUGGACCCAAGCUAAACAGCGAAGGUUAGGUACGGGAGAGAUUCCGCUACACUCCGGUCACGAGGAGGAAAAUGCUCCACACACGCAGGAAGUUGCUCUAAUACUGUCAAAGAAGCACGCAAUGUACUUAUAGGAUGGGAACCUUAUGUAUCCAGGAUCAUCAAAGCAUCCUUCAAAAUAAAGGAAGAGGGCAUUACAAUGAAUGUUAUGCACCCACCUAUGAUAGCAAUGAUGACGAUAAAGAUCAUUUCUACUCGAGGCUGCAAUCUAUCAUAGAGAAGUGCUCAGGAAAGGACCUGACAAUCCUAAUUGGAAAUCUAAACACCAAAGUCGGAAUGGAGAACAACAGUUAUGAAGAUAUCAUGGGACGACAUGGACUGGUUGGGAGAAAGGAAGAAGAAUGGUGAGAGAUUCGCAAAUCUAUGUGCACUCAAAAAAUUGGUUAUAGGCGGCACAAUAUUCACACACAAACACAUACACAAAGCUACGUGGGUCUCACCGGACCACAUCACAGAGAAUCAGAUAGAUCAUAUUUGUACCAAUAGAAAAUUCAGAAGGACAAUGGAAGACGUGAGAACUAGGAGACGAGCUGACAUAGCUUCAGAUCACCACCUGGUGGUUGCCAAGAUGAAAUUGAAGCUAAAGAAGCAUUAGAAAACUGAACAAACAGCAUUAAAAAAGGUUCAAUACAGUCUUCCUUCGAGAUACUGACAAACGUAACUAAUCCAAGAUAACUCUCAAUAACAGGCGCCUAUCCUUACAGGAUCUACUUAAAGAAGAAGAAACUGCCAUGGAGGACAACUGAAAAGGGAUCAAGGAAGCUCUAACUUCAACAUGUCAGGAGGUUCUGGACCGAAAGAAGCAUCGUCAUAAGGAAUGGAUCUUUAUGGAAACCCUGGACAGGAUUCAAGAAAUGAAGAACAAAAAGACAACAAUUAAUAACAGCCAAACAAGAGCAGAUAAAGUCAAGACACAAGCUAAAUACACCGAAGCAAACAAGCAAGUGAAUAAAAGCAUUAGAGCCGACAAGUAAAAAUACCUAGUAGACCUAGUAGCGACAGCGGAGAAAGCAGUAACAGAAGGAAAUAUGAAACAAUUGUAUGACAACAAAGAAACUGACAGGGAAAUAUAGUAAACCAGAGAGACUCGUCAUGGACAAAGAAGGCAAGACAAUCACCGAGAUUCAAGAACAGAGAAACAGAUGGGAGGAGCACUUCGAAAAACUCUUGAAUCGACCAGCUUCGUUGAAUCCAACGAACAUCGAAGCUGCACACACAGACCUUCUUAUGGAUGUCACUCCACCAAAAAUCGAAUAAAUCAGGCAAAUCAAGAAUGAGAAAGCAACAGGACUUGACAACAUACCAGUCGAAGCACUAAAGUCAGACAUAGAAGUAACUGGAAGUAUGCUUUACGUUCUAUUUAGGAGGAUUUGGAGGAAGAACAAGUGCCGACAGACCUGAAAGAAGGAUUCCUCAUCAAGAUACCAAAGAAAGGAAACCUUAGCAAGUGUGAGAACUACAGUGGUAUCACACUACUGUCGGUGCCAGCACAUGUUUUCAACAAUGUUGCUGAAACGGAUGGAAGACUCAAUAGACGCCCAACUUCUAGACCAACAGGCCGGAUUCCAUAAGGAUUGGUCGUGCACAGACCAAAUCGCGACACUAUGGAUCAUUGUUAAACAAUCAAUUAAAUGGAGUUCGUCACUGUACACCAACUUCAAUGAUUAUGAAAAUGCAUUUGACAAUACGGAUAGGAGAACCUUAAAGAACCUUCUUCGACACUGGUGUACCUGAGAUCGUCAACAUCAUACAGAAUUCAUGCGAUAGACUACACUACACAGUCGUGCAUGGAGGACAGUUGACAGAUGUAUUCCAAGUAAGGACCGGAGUUAGACAAGGUUGACUACUCCCCCCUUUCUCUUUCUUCUGGUGGUUGACUGGAUUACGAAGACCUCCACAUUUGACAAGAAGCACAGAAUAAAAUGGAAAGGUUCGAUGCAACUAGACGAUUUCGACUUCGCAGAUGACCUAGCUCUUCUAUCCCAUACAUACGAAUACAGAUGAAGACAACUAGUGUAGCAGCAGCCUCUACAGCAGUAGGCCUCAACAUACACAACGGGGAAAACAAGAUCCUCAAAUACAACACGGAGAACAUCAACCUAAUCACACUCGAUGGAGAAACUCUGGAGGAGGUGGAAAGUCUUACGUACCUGGGUAACAUCACCUAUAGACAAGGAUGAUCUGACUCACAUGUGAAGGAAAGAAUGGGCAAAGCAAGGGCAGAAUUCCUACAAUUGAAAAGUGUUUGGGACUUGACACAACCUUCAGCCAAAAUGAAAGUCAGAUUCUUCAAUACGAACGUCAUGAAAUUUCUAGUGUACGGAGAUAAAACUUUGAGAACUACCACAACCAUUAUCAAAAAUGUACAAGUAUUUAUAAACAGUUGUCUACGCAAGAUACUCAAUGUCCGUUGAUCGGAUACCAUCAGCAACAACCUAGAACAAACCAGCUUCCAGUUGAAGAGGAAAUUAAGAAGAGACGCUCGUGAUGGAUAGAACACACAUUGAGGCAAUCAUCAAACUGCAUCACGAGGCAAGCGCUAACUUGAAAUUCUAAAGGGAAACGAAAAAGAGGAAGGGCAAAGAACACACUGCGUCAAGAAUUGGAAGCAGACAUGAAAAGGAUGAAUAGCGACUGGAAAGGAUUGGCCACGACAGAGUUGCGUGGAGAAUGCUGGUGGGCGGCCUAUGCUCCUCGACGAGGGGUAACAGGUGAAAGGAUUCGAAAAAGAUUUGGAAAGUUUACACUCAAAAUUAGCAAUGACUCAAUCAAAUUUAAUAGAAUCUCGUGAGAAUUACAAGAAAUUCGCUUUAAAUACAAAACAAAAUCUUGAUCAAAUUGUAAAAGCUAUACAAACGUUUAUGAAUUGGCCAGAAUCCGGUUCACUGAGUCAACAAACUCCAAUAACAAUAUGUUCAGUUUUUCGUCGUUUAAGACAUUUAGAAAGGCGUUUAGAAUUUGCUAACUCUCGUCUUCCCGUUUUACGCACUCGUUUAUUGUUAUCGUCAUCAUUAUUACACCGGAAAGCAGAUGUAGACCAGUCAACGCAAGUCAGCUACGAAUUAAAACAUUGGAUUGGUGAUAUUUUAUCAGAAUCAGAGAAAGAAGAGAUCAUUUCUCAGGCUCAAACCGAGACCCUUAGGGCUAUAAAAGAGCGUGACCGAGCAUUAGAACAGUUGUCCGAUUAUGUUAAAUCAUUUGAUAAUCGUGUUCAAGAUGCUGAGAAAGCAGUUGAAAAAGAAUUAUCAGAACUUCGGGAAGCAAACAGAAUUUUGAAUUUAUCUUUACAUGAUGAACAAAAGAAAUUAAAAGAAUGUUCAGAUCAAUUAAAAAGUGAAAAACUAACUAAUAAUGAUCUCGAACAAAAGUAUACAGAUGAAAUUGAACAUUUAAAAACUCAACUCUCUGAAACGGAUAUGAAGCUUACCAAAGCUUUAACGGAACUACGUCGGGCUGAACGCCGUGUAGAUCGAGAAAUUAAUGAAAGAAAGUUACAGAUCAAUAGUAUUGAGAAUACCUACAAAUCCAAAAUUCAAACUCUAGAGAAUGCACUUCAUUCGUUUUAUCCAGAACCUUAUCACUGCUAUGGUAACAAUACAGCGAAGUCACCAAAUGUUAUUCAAAAAAUGACGAGUCCAAUAGUACCUACAUUUGCAAGCCAUAUUGGUAGGUUUAUUUUAAGUCGCUUCCUCACAUUUUAGAUCUCAAUGAAUCAAUUCGUAAACUUGACCACCUUGCUGAUCGACUAAAUAGCGAUUUGUCAAGCGAUUCAGAUGCUGAAAAAGAUGUUGAACAGUGACUUGUAGAAAUGUGAAGGCUGUACAUAUUUUUAUAUUUUAGUUUGUCUUCACCGUGAUACACUACAUUAAAAGUAUGCUAAUAUAAGAAAUGUUAAUAUACAUAUAACAAGCGGAAAAUUCUUCAAAUAAAUCGCCAAAUGAUAAGUGCAAGUGGUUGACCAACAAAUGGCUUUAUUUUUCAAGGAAUAAAAUAUAAACCACUGAUAGCUUUGAUUUCCAAAAGAACAAAUCAAUAAAUGGGUUCACAUACAAUCCAUUCAGUUUAGUUAAAUAAACUUUCUUCCUCGCUCUCCAUCUUUUCCUUCGAGUAGUCGGGUUUGUGCAUAGAAAGUAUGUAUCAAUAUCGACUCGAGAACAAUGUUUACUUCACUCGCUUAAAAACAAACGUAUUUGUAUACUGUAUGCUUUCAUAUGAGUAGUAAUUAAGAGAUUAAAUUGUACUAGUACAAAAACACUCCAAUGACAUUAUCGGAUCACAGCAAGAACAAAAUGACUGAUUAAAAAAUAAUUAUCGUGAACUGAGUAUUCCUCUUGACCCCAUACCGUCUAGAUGUUAUCUAUUGUAAAAUUUGUUUCAGCAUACAAACUGCUUAGUCUACAGAGCUGAUUACUCAUACUGUAUGUUUGCUAUAUGAUUUCCAGGGUUACCAGAUGUGAAAAGUAACUGUUAGCUUAGUUAGCACCUAAUCUAGACAACAUGUAGGAACUUUUCAUAACACGGCAUCAAAAAAACUACGUCGAAAUGAGAUAGCUUUUCCUAAGGCUUUUUUGUGAGUUUUCUGAACUGAAUUUUCAUAAACUGGCGUUUGC
Molecule: messenger RNA, 10360 nt
Organism: Schistosoma haematobium
Lineage: Eukaryota; Metazoa; Platyhelminthes; Trematoda; Strigeidida; Schistosomatidae
Product: Ribose methyltransferase, variant 3
Exons: 8
Coding region: 8510-9451 (313 amino acids)
Biological process (GO): rRNA methylation
Molecular function (GO): RNA binding; RNA methyltransferase activity
Source: RefSeq, a predicted model, not a curated record